AUGGCUGCUUCUUCUUCUACAACACUAGUAGCUCUCUGUUCUUCCUUCACCACUCAAUGCAAAAUCUCCAAAACCCAAAACGCACCUCUCUCUAAAACCCUUUGUCUCUCUAAACCCAAUUUUGGGUCUUUAUCAAAGACCACUCAGAAACUCUCUUCCUCUUCUCUUAUUUUCUCCAAAAAACCCACAUUUUUGGACAAACCACCCAAAUUAUCUGAAUCUGAAGCUCCUGUUAUUGAAGAAGAGCCGGAAGUACCUGCAUCAGAGGCUAACCCGGAGCCUGCUUCGUCGCAGAUUGUUGAGGUUGCUACGGAAGAGCCGCCCAAGCGUGAGGAGAUUUUUGCUGUUGUUAUGGUAGGAGGUCGCCAGUAUAUUGUUAUCCCGGGCCGAUGGCUCUAUGUUCAGAGGCUAAAAGAUGCAAAUGUCAAUGAUAAGUAUGUGUUGUCAGCUUAUGUGAUAAGUAUUGUUCUCUUGUCUAGUCUAACUUUGAUUUGGGGUUGCCAAAGGAGCUUUUUUCUAUCUGCAAUGGUGAAUGUGAAGCUCCAAUGCCAUGAUGUCAUCCUCAAAUGCAUGCUUUAUUGCCGAUCAAAUAAAGAUGAAAAUACUGCUCUCUGCAGUGAUUCUAGUUACUUGAAAUUCUGUACAUUUGCCAAUAUUAUGCACAAAUCUUAUUUCACCCUAUCUAUUUCCUCCAUCCAGAAAGAAGAAAUCAGUGCUGCUCCUAUUUCUCAGAUAACUCUGAAUAAGGUGUUACUUGUGGGAACAAGAACAACUGCCUAUAUUGGAAAACCAGUGGUGACUAAUGCUGCUGUUCAUGCUGUAGUUGAAGAGCAGGGAUUAGAUGCUAAAAAAAUCGUCUUCAAAUAUAAGAGGAAGAAGAACUACAGGAGAAAUAUUGGUCAUCGACAGCAUACUUGGUUCAGGCUUGGCUUAGUGGCUGGGUUUUGCUCUUGUGGUGUGAAAAAGAAGGGUUUGAAAAAAGCACCCAUGGAGAAAAGAACAAGGGAAAUAAAAUAUGCUCUGGGGCUUAGCUUAGGUGUUAGUCGGCCAAAUACUCGGAUAAGGAUAACAGGCAUCACUGGCUAUCAAGACUACCCGGGCAAUGUUUUACGAGAAGACUACGCAUCACAUUUACAUCCUGAGAAUUACAGUGGGGAGGUCUGGACUGCUUUUCAGUUUCCAGAAGCCCCAGGUACCCAGAAACGAGGACCGUACAGGGUCCCCCACCCUGUUCCUGACUUGCUGGAUCUCAAACGUAAAACUGACUAA
Messenger RNA from Dovyalis caffra, 1269 nucleotides. NCBI's taxonomy places the organism in Eukaryota, Viridiplantae, Streptophyta, Magnoliopsida, Malpighiales, Salicaceae. The record is from the annotation of a GenBank genome assembly.